This is a messenger RNA of Micropterus salmoides (largemouth bass), 5070 nucleotides long. RefSeq names its product E3 ubiquitin-protein ligase RNF19A-like. Gene Ontology annotation, molecular function: ubiquitin conjugating enzyme binding; zinc ion binding; ubiquitin protein ligase activity. Lineage: Eukaryota; Metazoa; Chordata; Actinopteri; Centrarchiformes; Centrarchidae. The record is from RefSeq and is a predicted model, not a curated record. Gene Ontology annotation, cellular component: cytoplasm; ubiquitin ligase complex. Gene Ontology annotation, biological process: ubiquitin-dependent protein catabolic process; protein polyubiquitination; positive regulation of proteasomal ubiquitin-dependent protein catabolic process. Bases 293 to 2938 code for a protein of 881 amino acids. The transcript is spliced from 9 exons.
UCUCUCCAGGUUCUGUUGCAUCAGUUUCGUAGCAGGUGACCCCCACCCCUUCGCCAAAAUCCGGCUAUUAGAUGUGACCACGAGGUUGAUCAGGAGAAGCCACCAUGUCUUAAACACAGACGGGCCCUCCGGAGCCCUGUCCCCCCACCCUGGACCCCCCUCCCCCUCCCCCAUCCACCACCUUACCCCUUCUCCAAGCCCCAUCCCACUCCCAGAUCUCCCUGCACAUGUGAGGGACAGGCUACCCAGCCCUGGCUCCCCCCUGGCACACCCCUCCCCUCCCUCCGGAGAGAUGAACCUGCAGAAGCACCAGCAGUUGGGUGGUGGUAGCAGUGGGGUGAUGGGCUCUAACCGGGAUCUACAGUCUACUGCUUCUUCCAUCUCUCUUCCCUCUAUGAAGAAGGCCCCCAAGAAGAGGCGCCUUUCCCUGGCCUCUCUUUUCAGACGGCGAGGUCGGGAGCCCAAAUCAGGGCGCCAAAGGUCUCGAGAGCUCCAGCCCCCUGGACCUGGAGGGCUUGGGGGGGUGGAUGGCAUUGCCAGCAUCGAGAGCAUCCACUCUGAGAUGUGUAAUGACAAGAACUCUGCCUUCUUCUUUGUGGCUGGGACCGGAGCUGCCUCUGCUGCUGCUGCUUCCACCUCAUCUGCCUCAGGGCCUUCUUCCUCUACCUGCUCCUCCUCCAAGGUGGGGGGUGGGGUGGGGGCAGAGCUACUGGAGUGCCCGCUGUGCCUUCUGCGCCACUCCAGGGAGAACUUCCCUGACAUCAUGACCUGUCACCACCGCUCCUGCAUCGAUUGCCUGCGCCAGUACCUGCGCAUUGAGAUCUCAGAGUCUCGUGUCAACAUCAGCUGCCCUGAGUGUUCGGAGCGUUUCAACCCGCACGACAUCCGCAUGAUCCUGGGUGACCGGGCGCUCAUGGACAAAUACGAGGAGUUCAUGCUGAGGAGGUGGCUUGUAGCUGACCCUGACUGCCGCUGGUGCCCUGCGCCGGACUGUGGGUAUGCAGUGAUCGCCUUCGGGUGUGCCAGCUGUCCUAAAAUCACUUGCAGCAGGGAGGGCUGCGGUACAGAGUUCUGUUACCACUGUAAGCAGCUGUGGCAUCCCAAUCAGACCUGUGAUGCAGCACGACAGCAGAGAGCCCAGAGCCUCCGCCUGAGGACGGUCCGCUCGUCCUCCCUCAGCUACAGCCAAGAGAGCGGAGCUGCAGCUGAUGACAUUAAGCCAUGUCCACGCUGCGCUGCUUACAUCAUCAAGAUGAACGACGGCAGCUGUAAUCACAUGACCUGCGCCGUCUGUGGCUGUGAAUUCUGCUGGCUCUGCAUGAAGGAGAUCUCAGACCUGCACUACCUGAGUCCAUCAGGCUGUACUUUCUGGGGGAAGAAGCCAUGGAGCAGGAAGAAGAAGAUUCUUUGGCAACUGGGAACGCUUGUGGGUGCCCCUGUUGGCAUUGCACUCAUCGCUGGCAUUGCUAUCCCCGCCAUGAUUAUUGGGAUCCCUGUAUAUGUGGGAAGGAAGAUCCAUAACCGCUAUGAAGGCAAAGAUAUUUCCAACCAUAAGAGGAACCUGGUGAUCGCUGGUGGAGUGACACUCUCUGUUAUUGUGUCUCCAGUGGUGGCUGCAGUCACUGUCGGCAUUGGUGUUCCCAUCAUGCUGGCUUAUGUCUAUGGUGUGGUGCCCAUCUCACUGUGCCGUAGCGGAGGUUGUGGCGUCUCAGCUGGGAAUGGCAAAGGAGUUCGCAUAGAGUUUGAUGAUGAGAAUGACAUGAAUGUUGGCAGUGGUGCAGCUGCCACCGAUACUACAUCAGUGGCAGACACAAGGAACAACCCCAGUAUAGGUGAGGGCAGUGUUGGUGGACUGACAGGCAGCUUGAGUGCCAGUGGCAGCCACAUGGACCGUCUAGGGGCCAUGAGGGACAACCUGAGUGAGACAGCGUCCACCAUGGCCCUGGCCGGAGCCAGCAUUACUGGCAGCCUCUCUGGCAGUGCCAUGGUCAAUUACAUAAACAGGCUGGAGGUGCAGGCUGAUGUACAGAAGGAGCGCUGCAGUCUGAGCGGUGAGUCUGGCACUGUCAGCCUGGGUACAAUCAGCGACAACGCUAGCACCAAAGCAAUGGCUGGAUCCAUUCUCAACGCAUACAUGCCCCUCGACAGAGAUGGGAACAGUGUGGAGGUCCAAGUUGACAUUGAAUCCAAACCUGGCAAACUACGGCACCACAGUGGCAGCAGCAGCGUAGAUGAUGGCAACCAUGUUGGUCGCUGUGGCUGGACCUGCCCUUCCAAUGGUUGCACCUCGUCAGAAGGUAAAGGAACCUCCACUAAGUGGGCCAAAGAGGCAUCCUGCUCCUCCUCGUCCAGCUCGGGGGGCAAAAAGAGCAAAGGCAAGCUGCGCAAGAAAGGCGGCGGAGGCACCAAGAUCAACGAGACGCGGGAGGACAUGGACGCUCAGCUGCUGGAGCAGCGCAGCACCAACUCCUCAGAAUUCGACUCUCCCUCACUGAGCGGCAGCCUGCCGUCUGUGGCCGACUCCCACUCCAGCCACUUCUCCGAGUUCAGCUGCUCCGAUCUAGAAAGCAUGAAGACGUCCUGUAGCCAUGGCUCAGGUGGAGGCGACUACCACACGCGCUUCGCCAACGUCAGCCCCCUACCCGAGGUGGAGAACGACCGCCUGGAGACCUGCCCCUCUUCUUCCUCCUCCUCCCAGGGACAAGGAGCUGUGAUCACUCCCCACUCCCCCACCUCCUCCCUAGGCCACGGCGCAGAGCACCCCCCCCUCUGCUUCAUCACAGAGGAGAAUGUCAACCUGGUGUCCCCCGCUGAGCUGGACUCUCACAGCAACACCAGAGAGCUGCUAAAAGAAACCAACAACAACAACCAACAACCACAGCACCCAACCCAAACCCAGCAGCAGCCUAAGAACUCCUGUAUACAGACUGACAUAUGAAAUCUUAAUACCUUAAGUGCUGCACAGACGCUAUUUUUAUUUAACGUCUUUUCCUCCACUAAACUAACAAUCAUAGCUUACAGUUUAACCUGCAUUUUCUGUUAUUCCCUUGUAAUAGGGGACGUGUUAUUUUGGGAUUUAUGUCCUUCGUAAAAAGGAACCCCUGAGCAAAACAGAGAUCUGUGUGUGACUGUCAGAGGGCUUGUUGGAAGUAUGAAGGGGUUUCCAAGUGCAGCCAUUUGAGAAAUGUUAAGGUUGUGAAUGCUGGUGUUUCUCCUUGUGUGACCUGCAGACUGCUGACUGACAGUUCACUCACUCACACUACUUGUAACACAGACAGCCCACAUAUUUGGUCACUUUCCUAUUGAUCUGUGUAGGUUAAAAAUGAAACCACAGUUUUGCUUGUAGAUUUUGGCUCGACAACGCAGAUGCAACACCAAUGUUACAGCUUUCCAGACGCGAACUCGAACAGGGACCAGGCAAUAUGAUUGACUAUUUCCUCUUUUUAUUUUCCCAUAAAUGUAUUAGUAACACAGGAGCCUUUGUGUUCUUGUCUGCAUUUACUAUUAGACUUUUCCCUUGAUGUUGGUUUGAGAUGAACCCUCUAAAUGUAUAAGUCUACGGCCCGGGCUUAACAUCCUAAAUCAUUUUAGCACUGAAACCGACUUGCAAUACAACUGAGAUUGUCUUUGGGAUGCACACACAGCUGUUUGUGGGAGAUGGCGCUUGACAGCUCUUUAGCAGCUUGGUAACCACUGAGUUUAUACUUGUAGCUGAUGUUGCCUAAAACUGUGUGUGUGUGUGUGUGUUUUUAAGUGCUGGGAUGACUUUGGGAGCCCAGGUCUUGUUGAGAGCUUGUGAUGGGGUGUGUGUGUGUGUGUGUGUGUGUGUGUGUGUGUGUGUGUGUGUUGGGGGGUGGGUGGGUGGGGGGGAUUGAUUGGAGAAAGGUCUCUGGAAGGCCAUGGUUAUCAAGAUAAUGCUGAAAGUCAUUAUAUUAACAUUAACCAAUGGGUUGGUCAAUUCUGUGAAAUUGUAUCAAGAAAAUGUUUUGUCCUGUUCAAAGGUGAUUUAUUCAGGCUGAUGGUCUCGCCUCACCGAGUAAGAGAGAGCUUUGAUAUCUUUCUUUGUAAACUCAUGGUGCCUUCAAGAAGCUGUUUGUGUUCUCCGUUUGUCUCUCUCUCUCUCUCUCUCUCUCUCUCCACUGUGUCUUCAAGACUCCAAAUGACGACGGCUCUUUAUAGGUUGCAGAAUGUCUGUCUGUGUAGGAGGGAUUCUCAUUCACAUACAGAACACACAGUCUGACGUGGUAAAUGAAGACUUCUCAAUUGCCUACCAAAGACAGCACUCAGGCUCUUGUUAAAUCUUAUACCUUUUGACUUGUCACACGUUGACACAGUAUGGUGCAUCCUUUUUACACCAUGGGGGAUGAAUGAAGACAAGACCCAGGAUUAUACAGACAUACAGACUGCUGUUUUGUACAUGCUUCACAAAUGCUACGCAAAUAACUGAGGCCCCAGAACGGCCCGAGGCACCUGCACUGUUAUCUGUAGUUCUUAUUACAUUGAUGUUCCGCAAUGCACAAAGAUGAAUAGGGAUGCAUAGGUUUGUUCUGGGUUACCUUCCCUAUUGAUUGAUUGAUUGAUUUGUCCUGUGAUUCCGGUUUGUGUUGCUAAUCGGUGCUGCUGAGCAGACCUGAAGUCAGAUUUACUUUAUUUCAGUGUUUGCUUAAGCCUGUCGUUACUGCUCAGUGGUCAGCUUUAUUGAGGCCACUGAGCCGGCUCAGGUGAAGCUCUACCAGAUAGGUAAAAGCAUCUUGAAUGGUAUUUUGACCCAGGUCUGUCACUGAAUGAACACACUCAGUUUGGUUCGGGGGAUUAAGGCUACAUGCUGCACCCCCCCCCUCCCCCCGCCGCAUUAAAGCAAAAGGUUGUUUGGUUCUUCCUCCCCGGUUCUCUUUAUCAUUCUUCACCAAACUCCAGUUUUUUUUCUUUAUCCUAAUUUGAACACUAGUGCCAGAUAUAAUUUGUAAUUUGUGCAGAAUAUGGCAUAAGGUAUUUGUAUAUGUGUUUGGUAAUUUGCUUUACUAUAUGCGUGUAAAUGCAUAUCAGAAAAAUAAAAAAUUAUAUAUGAAA